GUUCUUAAAGCAAACGAAAAUAAGGUUUUUGCGGUGCGAGAGGAAUUAAGAGGAAAACAGCAACUACCGUAAGGUCCUACAGGUGUUAGAAUGGUCUCUACGGUCACGAACACCGACGUGAAGCAGAAAGAUGUGGACCAGGCGGUGGUUGUUGCUGUGACUUUUGCUGCAGUUUUUGAGCCAGAAACUGAAGAUGGCAGCAGUAUUUACAGGUUGGGUGUGGCUCUUCCAUUGGUGCAGGUUCUGCAGAGAGUGAAUGAGCGUCUGCUGGAGAAAAAUCCAGCUGAACAUCAGCUGUUUGACGUCAUCUUGAUCACUACGGAAAGCUGGCAGCAACAGCAGAAUUCCAGCAUCAUUAACAGCACCAGACAUCACGGUCUAGAAGUCGGCAGGUUCUGCUUUUCAACAGAGGAGGACUACAUCGAGAGUCUCAUGCAAAAUAAUGUUCAGCUCUUCCUUACAACAGAUGGAAACGAAGCAUUGCAAGCAACACAGCAGGGUGUUCCCUCAGCACUGCUGGAUACGAACUGGGUUUCCUGUCCAUCAGAACAGCUCAGAGUUUUAUUCUGUGAGAAAGCCAUCUUCCAACUCAACAUGGGUUCAACAGAAGCAAGCAAAAAAUCUGCUCAGAACUUUUUAGCUCAUUUAGGCCAGAUGAAGCAGAAGUUUGGUGUGUUUGACAGCCCUCUUUGCUUCACUCUCGUAACAUCACAUGGUGGCAAAGACAACUGCUGCUGUGCCCUAAAAUCCCUUCGGUCUCUGGGAGUCAGCGUGGAUGAAGCAUACUGCCUGGGUGGGGCCCCGCGUGGCCCCAUCCUGUCGCUGCUCCGACCUCACUUUCUGCUCAGCGAUGGAUUCAGCCUACUGGAGGGCUGAUUGCCUCUUUACUUGGAUGUCACAGAAACUUCAAGAACAUUUUGUGAAUAUCACUUAACUCAACAUUAGACAGUCAGUGAAAUCUGGAAAGCUAUAUAAAUGCAAAGGAGGCUCAACACAGCUGAACCGUGUUGCUUGAUAAAACCUGAACCUCCACUCUGAAUAAAGGAUGGCUGUGAUGCUACUCUGUUUGCAUCA
Poecilia latipinna (sailfin molly) is the source of this 1074-nucleotide messenger RNA. RefSeq names its product cytosolic 5'-nucleotidase 1A. The coding region runs from base 91 to 876 and encodes 261 amino acids. Gene Ontology annotation, molecular function: 5'-nucleotidase activity; magnesium ion binding; nucleotide binding. Gene Ontology annotation, cellular component: cytoplasm; cytosol. NCBI's taxonomy places the organism in Eukaryota, Metazoa, Chordata, Actinopteri, Cyprinodontiformes, Poeciliidae. Gene Ontology annotation, biological process: nucleotide metabolic process; adenosine metabolic process. The record is from RefSeq and is a predicted model, not a curated record. The transcript has 6 exons.